Messenger RNA from Mytilus trossulus (common blue mussel), 2102 nucleotides. RefSeq names its product GDP-fucose protein O-fucosyltransferase 1-like. The record is from RefSeq and is a predicted model, not a curated record. NCBI's taxonomy places the organism in Eukaryota, Metazoa, Mollusca, Bivalvia, Mytilida, Mytilidae. Gene Ontology annotation, cellular component: endoplasmic reticulum. The transcript is spliced from 9 exons. Gene Ontology annotation, molecular function: peptide-O-fucosyltransferase activity. Gene Ontology annotation, biological process: regulation of Notch signaling pathway; protein O-linked glycosylation via fucose; Notch signaling pathway. The coding region runs from base 110 to 1162 and encodes 350 amino acids.
AAAACAACAGGAACUAUAAUCUAUUCUAAUAUUCAUGGUAACCGCUAGUGCAAAUCAAGUUUAUUCUUGCACAGAGUAUCAUUUGAUUACUAGGAUCAAUAUAUAAAACAUGGCUUUGUGGAUAUGGAUAGUUACAUUACUGUGUGUUACUGGAAUUAUAGCCACUCAUGAAUGGGAUGAAAAUGGCUAUGUAUUUUUCUGUCUGUGUAUGGGAAGAUUUGGUAAUCAGGCAGACCAUUUCCUCGGAGGAUUAUCAUUUACCAAGUCAGUCAAUCGUACUCUUGUUUUACCAGCAUUUAGAACAUAUAAAAACAUACCUUUUGAUGAAUGGUUUAAAGUAGAACCAUUAGAAAAAUAUCACAAAGUUAUAUUGGCAGAAGACUUUAUGACAGAACUUGCACCUGAACACUGGCCUGUAGGGGAGAGAACUGGAUUUUGUUAUGCACCAAGGGGUGGAACUUGUGAAAUGAAGAAUGGUAAUCCAUUCACAAACUUCUGGGAUGAAUAUGGUGUUGAUUUUGAUGUGAUUCACCCACUACAGGCAUACUAUGCGGACGCACAGAAUUUUAUGGAUGUGUAUCCACCAGAUAAGUAUCCAGUGCUUGCUUUAAGAGGUGCUCCAGCAGCCUUUCCUGUGGCAGAACAAGAUGUUCCUUUACAAAAAUAUAUACAGUGGUCAGAUAAGAUACAGGACGAAAUAGAUCAUCAUAUCCACAAACUGUUCAAUGAUGACCCAUAUGUUGGUAUUCAUCUACGCAAUGGAGCAGAUUGGGAAAGAGCAUGUGAACAUGCUAAAGAUCAGAUGAGAUAUAUGGCAUCACCACAAUGUCUUGGAUAUAAAAAUUAUGAAAAACUACCAGCAAAUCUUUGCUAUCCAUCCACAACAGAAGUGCUAAGACUUACUAAAAAAGUUGUGGAAGAAACUAAAGUCAAACAUUUAUUCAUUGCAACAGACCAGAGGAAUCUAAUGAAUGAGUUAAAAGGAGUUUUGGGUUCAGAGAUCAACAUCGUCCAUUUAGAUCCACAUCUUCCUAUUAUAGACAUUGGAAUAUUACAGAAAUCUGAGCAUUUUAUAGGAAACUGUGUGUCAUCCUUUACUUCAUCUGUUUCUAGAGAUCGACUAGUCAAGGAAAAACCAACAUCAUUUUGGGGAUACAGCUGAUUGACUAGUAUCAAAGAAAUUCUGUUUAACAUUCCAAUUUCUAUAUAACAUUCUCUAUCCUUAUGAUGCAAUACUACUAUGCAACUAUGCUCUUGAAACAUGGACAUCAUCUAUAUCUAUACUGUUGAUCUGCAGGGGAAAUCCAUUACGUAUAUACUGCUGUGCAAACAUCAACCUGUGUGCUCAGUAUUUACAAGUGCAAUUAAAAUUGGAUGAAAUCAGGUGGUUUCUGCUUACAGCUGCAGUCUCCAAAGUUGCUCCAUGAAGCAUUCCAGAGAUUCUAGAUCAUAUACAUGCAAUUUGCCUAUUACUUUUUCGUCUACAUUGUAUUUAUUUUUAUAUAUGGUUUAUUUCCAAUGUACUUUAAAUCAUUGAAAUUUUUCAUCUAAUGAUUAUAUAUAUGUAUAAAACUCAUACCCACAUUACUUUUAUAUGUAUUAUGUGUUUGUCCUUUAAAAGGAAACUUUUGGAUUUGUUAACAUGAUCUUCAUGACAUAAAAUUGUAUUUAACUGAAGUUCUAUUUUUGUAUCAGUUAAAAAGAAAAUUGAAAAUUGAAAAUUAUUAAUUUCAUUCUGACUGGGGUAUGCCAGAGUGACAUUAAUUUAAUUCAAAAAGAACUUAAUUGAUGUUUGUUUAAUUUCUUAAAGAUAUUAAUCUAGAUUGUUGAGGAAUAUAACUUGACAUGUUGUUUUGUUAAUUGUUUAUUGGUGAGUUAAUAUCUUAACCUUUAGAUGUUUAUUUUGGGUUGCUGUCUCAGUCAGGUAUACGGUACUUUUGCCUGUAUAUACCUUGUGUCAUCAUACUAUUUAUAAUUUUAAAAUUAUUUAAUAAGGUAUGUUAUUUUUUUUUGAAAGACUUAUUGUUUUGCCUAGAACAUAAAUGGUGGUGCAAUCAUCGUUUUUGUUUGUACAUUGGGUUCUCUUAAGGGGUACUUUGGGG